AUGGCACAAGUCCCACCACCAAGAAAUCAGGAUACUGAAAAAGGUUCAACAAAGCCGGCUGCAGCUACUACAAACGAUACAGGGACACAAACUGUGAAUACAAAUCAGUCGUCAAAACCAACUGUGACUAACACUACUAGUGCAGCAAAAGUGGUGAAGACACCUGCUCCACCAGUAAGGGGACCUGAACUGAAUUUGAGGCCAGAUCCAUUACGUGAGUUUUAA
Molecule: messenger RNA, 225 nt
Organism: Trichobilharzia regenti
Lineage: Eukaryota; Metazoa; Platyhelminthes; Trematoda; Strigeidida; Schistosomatidae
Source: the annotation of a GenBank genome assembly